Messenger RNA from Notothenia coriiceps (black rockcod), 3217 nucleotides. Its product is annotated as low-density lipoprotein receptor-related protein 8-like. NCBI's taxonomy places the organism in Eukaryota, Metazoa, Chordata, Actinopteri, Perciformes, Nototheniidae. The record is from RefSeq and is a predicted model, not a curated record. The transcript is spliced from 4 exons. The coding region runs from base 343 to 1065 and encodes 240 amino acids.
CAUCCCAUAGGCAGCACAGUUUUUGUUCUUUUAGAUUGUGUUUGAACUUUGUAAAAGGUUUAAUUUAAAGAGAAUAGAACAGUUCACAAAAUAAACAUAUUCUGUCUCUCACUGACAUCCUACUCACUCCCAAUGCUGAACAAGGGAUAAUCGUAUUUAUAUAGCCACAACUGUUUAAUUCUCCAUGUCACUCUUUAUUUCUCUCCAGGCCCAGACAGCUGUAAUCUAGGCAGCGUGGCCAAUGGAGGCUGCGAGUACUUGUGUCUUAAGGCUCCGCAGAUCACUGAACACUCGCCCAAAUACACCUGCGCCUGCCCUGACAGGCAGGACCUGGGGCCCGAGAUGAGAGGCUGUGUUCCAGCAGCACCAAGAAACGACACACCAGCAUCCUCACCUCCCACUGGAUUCACGCCUGGCACCAGAGCAACUGAUGUGGAAGACUUCCCCCCUCCCUCAGGUGGAGUGUCGCAGGCCGACGCCACCCCCCACCUGACCACAGCUCCCUCUGGGGGCCCCGAGCCCUUCACACCCCUCUCCACUCUCAAGCCUUUAUCGUCACAGGAGUCAAAGGCACUGGGCUCCCACUCCCACUCCACCGCCACCGUGAUGGUGAUGACCACCACCCCGGGGGGGGACAGCAGCGUCUCGCAACACUCCGGAAGAGAGCAUUUCCUCAUGGGCGAGAACCUGACAGUGGCUGUUCUGGGACUGGUCAUCCCCAUCGUUCCUAUCGUUGCCACAGUGGUGUUCGGCCUGGUGUGUGCCGGGGUCUACAUGGUGUGGCGCAACUGGCGGAGCAACUCCACCAAGAGCAUGAACUUCGACAACCCCGUCUACCGCAAGACCACCGGCGAGGGCGAGGAGGACGAGAUCCACAUUGGGCGGUCGGACGGCAUGGGACACCACGUGCACCACCACCCGUACCCGCCAGGAGUCAACAUGGGCGUGGUGGGAGCAGGGGGUGGCACUUGCCCGCAGUUCAUCGCCCUGCCACUGGGGGGCAGCAUGCCCGACCCGGGGACUCACUGGUACACGGAGCAGCCCAUGCUCUCCACGGCAAAGUGACCCCCGGGGGCGGACUCAGGGGGAGACGGCCACUCAGGCACACGCACACACAGCGAAUCAGGGGGACACGGACUGAGUUUGUAGAAGGUACGAACAUCAAGUGUUACGUCCAGACAUGUCCUAUGCCAAAUUCCAUUUGAAAAACAGCCAAAUUAAUGACUGACAUGUUUCUUUAAGAAAAAUGUUUCAUACCUUUCCUGUGCUGGACCAGGAUCUACUUUUUUCCGGUAAACACUGAGAAUUAAUUAUUAAUGUGUUGUAACGUGAACCCGACAUUGACCUGAACUGGAAUACGGAGUCAGACUGUUUCAUCGUUUUGAGUCUCUUGCAUUGGUAAGUGUGCUGUGUGUCGUAUAUUUUGUGACGUGGCUACUGAGAGGUCCUGUUUUGUGUUUAGUUUUUCUAAAUUUGUCUUAUUCCUGGUGGACCGCAGAGUUCUUGGAACACCUGUUUAGAAAGGAGAAGCUCUGAAACUGAUACAGUAUCCGCGUUGAUGGGAUAAUCUGUACAGAUUCACGUUAGAAUCGAUCACAAAUGUAAUCAACCGUCAUUACUGGAGCUGGCUUUUGUCAAUUUCCCUGCAUGGGUGUCCCUCAAUAAGACUUUUUCCAUCCUGAUUGAUUUUAAAGAAAGGUUACCACCCACAUUACGGCCUUUCUCUCUGGUUCCAGGGAAAGCUUCUCAAGGGUGAUUUGUUAUUUCAGAGUGCAGAGAAACCACAUUGAUUUAAGGGGAAAUGUUUUUAUUUGACACCCCAGAGUUUUGCGGAUUGGAGAGAAGACAAACAGUAUUUAGAGAACAGAGAAUUUGCGGUUCGAAGGAAAGUGGAUUUUUUUUCACGCACAAGUCCUUUCUCAUUGUGAGUUAUUUAUAUGUUAAAUGGUUUGAGAAAAAGCAAUAGACUCCAGCUUUAAGUCAGGCCGCAGCGUUUACGUGGUGGAGAGAAACCCUCGAGAGUUAACACUUUUAUUUGAUCGCCCGCUUUUGACUGUGACAAAAUGCGCACAUGAAUACACAUAGGGCGCAGCGAUGGCAAAACCCUGCUGCUCUCCAGAGGAUGGAGGCAAUGUGCACUCGCCCUCCCAAAACACAAACAGCAUGCAUAAUCGCUCACCAGCUGACAAUGCAGCCAUUCAUUGUCCCAGGCAUACACACACACAAAUGCACGCACACACUCACAGAAGCACGCUGGUUUUUAAAGCCCGCUCCCCUCCUCCCACUCAGAUCUGUGAUAUCAGAGCAGACAGUUUAGAUGGUGCCAUGUGGUGGCAUGAUGAAAAAAGACCUGUCAUGUGAUGUAGCCGCGGAAAACAAAACAUCUGACUGUGAUGUAACAAAGGGGAGAAAAGUGUGCUGGUUUAGCUACGUCAUUCCCCUAUUUAUAAACCUUAAAAGUGUGUGUGUGGGUGUGUGUUUGUUCAUUAUUAUGCAUGUGAGUGCUAAUGUUCAUCCCACAGCCAUAUUUGAACCGUUUUGUAUGCUCUCUGUUGCACAACCCUCUUAGAAUGCCUUCUGUAAUGUGGACUGCAUGUAAGGAAACAGUGUGUGAAAGUGUGUGUGGAUACACAGGUGUGUAAGUUUAUGUGUGUGACAGUGUGUGUAUGAGACAGCGUGUGACACUUGAGAAGAGGGUGCUUUUUGAUUCAUUGAUUUGUAAAUAUGUUUUCAUAAGGUUUUUUGAUAAUGUAUUAUACAAUUAUGUAAAAGAAAAAGAUGUACAUAAGAUUUUAGAUAAAGUGUCGACAGGUAUAUUAAUUUAUUUGUAUAACAGCAGAGCACUGCAUUCCCUGAUUGUAAAGAUUUGAAUAAUCCACCAAAGUGGUUUGUGUUGUUUUCCUUGCCGUGCACCACUUAGCGUCCUUAUUUUGUGCAACCCUUCUUUUCUUUGUUGUCCACGUAAAAUAUGGCGUCCCAUUCCCGACAACUUGAGUAUUAAGUAGAUGAUUCAUUUUUGUUUAUUUGUGCCUUUUGGUUGAUUUUUUUGUAUUCUCCUGUAGUGUUUUUCAAGAUAAAGACAGGGAUCAGCCAACUACUGUACAUGCAAAGAUAAAAUGUGUAUGAAGAUCAAACUGGUUCCACUUUUUGAUUUUCUGUAAUGGAUUACUUUUUAAUAUCUCUAUAUAUUGAUAUAUAAAAUCUGACUGAAAAUUUC